Rhinichthys klamathensis goyatoka is the source of this 1405-nucleotide messenger RNA. It is a transcript of the gene lnpka, whose product is annotated as limb and neural patterns a. Gene Ontology annotation, biological process: endoplasmic reticulum tubular network organization. The transcript is spliced from 13 exons. NCBI's taxonomy places the organism in Eukaryota, Metazoa, Chordata, Actinopteri, Cypriniformes, Leuciscidae. Gene Ontology annotation, cellular component: endoplasmic reticulum tubular network. The record is from RefSeq and is a predicted model, not a curated record. Bases 173 to 1384 code for a protein of 403 amino acids.
GUCACGUGACAGAGCGGUGAAGGAGAGGAGGUCCGUGGCGCGUGGGCUUGUGGGAGCAGUUUGAUGACGUCUACAGUUGAAGUGGAGGAAUAAUAACGCAGGUCUCUACUGGAUUUCGCGUUCACGGGUGUCAGGCUUUGGCGUGGAGUGACGAGAGUAACAGCUAAGCGAGAUGGGCGCUGUGGUGUCUCGGUGGAGGGCCAAGCCAUCCACCGUAGAGGUCUUGGAGGGUCUCGAUAAGGACAUCCAGGCCCUUGAGGAAAACCGAGAGAAGAACCAAAAGCAGCGGAAGCUAUGGGUCUACCGACUGCUGUUGUACUCGGUCCUGCUGUACUUGAUCGCCUGUACGGUCGUCUACGUCUGGUACAUCCCGGAGCAGAUGAUGGGGAAAGUUAUAGUGGCGUCGCCAUUCUUGAUAUUUCCUCUGGUAGUUUGGCUCCUGAGGAAACUGCUGAUUGUUUUAUACAACAGACGAACAGAGAGAAACAAUGAAAAAUUAGAAGAUCUGAAAGCAGAGAAAAAGAAAAUACUUGAACAGGUAAUGGAAACUGAAACCUACAAAAAUGCCAAGCUGAUUUUGGAACGGUUUGACCCAGACUCUAAGAAAAAGCUUGAGUUAGAAGCUCAACCCAUUGGCCCACCGGCGACUCCAAGACACGGCCAAGAGCUGCGUCAGAGGCUCGUGUCCCCUCGUCCUGCUGGACGUCCACCUCCCGGUCCUGGAUCAGCCCCCCCGACUCCACUGUCUGCCCCGGGUGGGCCACCUGAAAAGGGUCUGUCCACCUCAACCCCACACGGUCUGAUCCGGAGGCCUGGGACCCCGGCUGGCACUCCUGCCCAUGGGAUGGGAAUGCACCCUCCAGGUCCUCCGCUGGCCAGACCCGUCCUCCCCAGAGAUCGAGGUGCCAUGGACAGGGUCGUUGAGUACCUAGUGGGUGAUGGACCUCAGAACAGAUAUGCGCUGAUAUGCCAGCAGUGUUUGUCUCAUAACGGUAUGGCUUUAAAGGAGGAGUUUGAAUAUAUUGCAUUCAGAUGUGCCUACUGUUAUUUCCUGAACCCGGCCCGGAAGACACGUCCCCAGGCCCCACGUCUCCCAGAAUUCACCGCAGAAGCCAAGAUGAGCCAAGACCCCCCUGCUGUUGCCAUGGAGACAGACCUGUCUAGUGCUCCACCUGCCCCAGAGGGUAAAGCAGCCGGUCCAGGACAUGUGAAAGCAGAAGCCGGAGAGCAGACCUCAGACGAGAGUCCUUUAGAAGAGAAGAAGCCAGCAGAUCCAGACCCACACACACACACACACCUCCCUGACGAAGCACAGGCCGAGCUCGACGCGUCCGCCAUGGAAGUGGAGUUGAGCGAGGGACAGUUAAUGCCAAUAGAAACCUAAGUCUCUUCCUCUCGUGUGUGU